Molecule: messenger RNA, 2641 nt
Organism: Strigops habroptila (Kakapo)
Lineage: Eukaryota; Metazoa; Chordata; Aves; Psittaciformes; Psittacidae
Gene: TMOD1
Product: tropomodulin 1
Exons: 10
Coding region: 122-1201 (359 amino acids)
Biological process (GO): pointed-end actin filament capping; muscle contraction; myofibril assembly
Cellular component (GO): striated muscle thin filament; myofibril
Molecular function (GO): tropomyosin binding
Source: RefSeq, a predicted model, not a curated record
GGCGCAGCCGGCGCGGGCAGGACGCGCCGCCCGGGCUCGGCUCGGCUCGGCUCGGCUCGGCUCGGCUCACGGGUGCGGUCCUCUUUCAGCAUAAAAGCGAGAUUCACAAGGCUCCUCUAAGAUGUCUUACAGAAAGGAGUUAGAAAAAUACCGAGACCUGGAUGAAGACAAGAUCCUUGGAGCACUGACAGAGGAGGAGCUCAGGAAGUUAGAGGAUGAACUGGAAGAGCUGGAUCCUGAUAAUGCAUUGCUGCCAGCAGGGCUCAGGCAGCGGGAUCAGACACAAAAGCCACCAACUGGCCCAUUCAAAAGGGAGGAACUCAUGGCCCACCUAGAAAAGCAGGCAAAGGAUGUUAAAGACAGAGAAGACUUGGUUCCAUUCACGGGUGAAAAGAGAGGAAAAGCUUGGAUCCCCAAGCAGAAGCCAAUGGAUCCUGUUUUGGAAAGUGUGACCCUGGAGCCUGAAUUGGAGGAAGCCCUUGCUAACGCCUCUGAUGCAGAGCUCUGUGACAUUGCUGCCAUCCUUGGUAUGCACACCUUGAUGAGUAACCAGCAGUACUAUGAGGCACUGGGGAGCAGCACCAUCGUGAACAAAGAAGGGCUCAACAGUGUAAUUAAGCCCACACAGUACAAACCAGUUCCGGAUGAGGAACCGAACUCAACGGAUGUGGAGGAAACUCUGAAGCGAAUACAAAGCAAUGAUCCUGACCUCGAGGAAGUCAACCUUAACAAUAUUAUGAAUAUUCCCAUACCAACUCUAAAAGCUUUCGCGGAAGCGCUGAAAAAUAACACCUAUGUGAAGAAGUUCAGUAUAGUUGGGACACGGAGCAAUGAUCCUGUUGCUUUUGCACUGGCAGAAAUGCUGAAGGUCAACAACACGCUGAAGAGCCUGAACGUGGAAUCAAACUUCAUUUCUGGGUCUGGGAUCCUGGCUGUUGUCGAAGCGCUCCAGGGCAACACCUCGCUCGUAGAGCUGCGCAUUGACAACCAGAGCCAGCCCUUGGGCAACAAAGUAGAAAUGGAGAUUGCGAGCAUGUUGGAAAAGAAUACCUCCCUACUGAAGUUUGGGUACCAUUUCACUCAGCAAGGUCCCCGGCUCCGUGCGUCCAAUGCCAUGAUGAAUAACAAUGACCUAGUGAGGAAGAGAAGACUUGCAGAGUUGAACGGGCCUAUUUUUCCCAAGUGCAGAACUGGAGUGUAAUUCCUGGCUGUGGAGGUCAUUCCCGGUGAUCUGUUCUACACUGUGGAAAUCUAAAGGCAAUAAGUGCCUUGACAGAGUAUUUGUGGUGCCUCAGUUCUGUUUUAUGCACUAUCAGUUUAAAUUAACUAGUGGCUGUAGUUGAACAUUUUACCCAGUAGGUCUGUUGAUGUUUUCUGUAGAGUUGGAAACUAUUCAAGCCAGUGACAACCUGCCAACUUUAUGCAACCUCAAUUUAGAGUACAUCUCAGUGUAAAAGUGAUUCUUAAUUAACCUGGGACUUAAUUUUUCUAUAAACUUCCUGCACGGUGUUUCAUACAGUCAGGAUGUGGUAUGCAUGAGUGAAAGAUACAACUGCUCCACACAAAUUACAGAAGUGUUAAAAAAAUACUUUAUUUUUUUCCCCCAAAUUGAUCUCAAGCAACAAUGGAGGAGCAACUAGUUUAACAAGCACUUCUACUACCUGGAAACAUGGCUAAUUUAAAGAAUUGUGAAUUACAGUUUUUUACUGACCUUUGCUGAGUCAAUUUGUUGGAGGUGCUGUAUCAAACACAUCCUCAUGUUUCAUUUUCUCCACCCCCUAAUUAUAAGGAACUUAAGGCCACCAAUUAUGAAACAAGAGUCCCAAGACUUGAGCAGUUUAGGAUGGGCUAAUACUCUUCUACCCUAUCUAUGUCUGAAGAAAAGAGUCACCUUUAGAGAAGUGACACAAAUCCUAAACCCACAGAGAUGGCCAAACUAAUUAUCUAAUCCUUACUCCCUUCAGUUUCCUAAUGUUAAAGCGUGUGUCCAAAUACUCACUGGAAACAUGUCACAUUCUCUCUCUUUCCUGUUUUGUCUGGAUGACCGUGUCCACUAAUUAAAUUUUGUUCUGAUGGGGAUUUUCUUUUACUGCCAUUCCUAAUGUCUGCAUAAGUGCAACAAUAAGUGUUGUGCCCUAGAAAAGCUGGUCAGUGAAAUAGCCCACCUCUGAACUUACACUGCAUACAGUCUGAUAGCUUUUUGUCAGACAGUCUACCACCCAUCAUCUGGCCUGGGAGGAAUUCCUCACAGGCUUGCAUAGUCCCCAGACAUGCAGUGGACCCAGCCCUAUCCCAUCCAAAACUCCUGCUAUUAACCUGGGUGGGAUCCUGCUCUGUAGGAAGAGUCUCCUGUCAGAAGCACUGCCAUACUAAAGCCUUAUUCUUGGUCUGAUGACAUGUCCUAGAAAAUGUUUUCACUUGCUAGAAAUCUGUCUGUAUGCAUCUGUUAAGAGUGAAGUUUUGCAGCCUUUUACGCAUACCCCUGCAAAAGUCCCCCAGACUCCUUUAGAGCUUGUGCACAAAUACCACCUGUGAUUUAUCUCUGACCAGUGAAAGAGAGAAACACUGUACUUUCAGCAGUGCGGGAAACAUGUUUGUUGCUCUUCAAAGCUUAAUAAAUGCACCCGUGGUGUCAAAUAAA